Messenger RNA from Bombus huntii, 5706 nucleotides. RefSeq lists its product as uncharacterized. NCBI's taxonomy places the organism in Eukaryota, Metazoa, Arthropoda, Insecta, Hymenoptera, Apidae. The coding region runs from base 2580 to 3617 and encodes 345 amino acids. The transcript is spliced from 4 exons. The record is from RefSeq and is a predicted model, not a curated record.
CCACGUUGCACCGUUGAAAAUCAAAGCGGCUUUUCGCUUUGCCUUGAACCGAUACCAGGGUCAAGUACGUUCGAGCCAAAUGCUAGCGACCUUUCAUCUUCGAUGAAAGACUUACUCUCGAACGGUACCACGAUGAUUCAUCUCAUAACACGGCGAGAUCGCGAAAUCAGAAAGGAGAAGUUCUUGUUUCUGAUCCUCGAAUGAAUUUCAAUUUGCGUCGUGAUGUACAUCGAAUCGACGUGAUGUAACGUUUAUUAACCUACCCGUCCAAAGCAAUAAUGGCUUUUUAUAACAGAUAGAAGAUAGUUCGUCUGAAUUACCUUUUCCUCUUUUUCUCCUCUUUAAGAAAUAUACUGCAUCGUAACGUUUCAUUUUUGUAAAAUAUUAUGUCGUAUCUGCGCACUGUUUUCUAACGUGGUUAUCUAGUUAAAUCAUUCUCGUCGUUCUUCUUUAAUCGAGAUUCUUUAGCGAAGUUUAUCUCAUUUUAAUCAUCCAAAAAAAAAAAAAAAAAGAAGAAAGAAAAUUAGCAUCUUGGGUCACUGUUGACGAUAGUCAACGCGUUAAAUUGUAAUACAAAUGGCAGUAAACGUUUAUGUAGGUUUCAAGCAUGUUUGGACGGUAUAAUACAAACCUCGAUCACGACGUCUGUAAUAGACAGUCCCACUUCGCAAAAAUUUCUAUCGCCAUAAAGUUACGUUGUCUCGAGGUAAUCGCGGUGCAUCCACAAUGAGCAUGCCGGAAAUUCUUUAUUCGUCCAGCGUGCAACUCGCUCUUACCACGUUACAAUUAUCGGACCUUUUCACCGACCUUCAAACUGGUCGUUGGUCUCGUAUCCAACUGAUUAGCCUUACGAAUCUCCUACCUUUAUUCUUAUUUAUAGACUUUACCUACUUACCCAAGAUUUACCCAUUCAGCCGGAAGAUUUAUCCUGGCAAAAUCACGAGCCAUCAAGUUGGUAUCGUGACAUUUUUCAAGUAUCAUAAACGAUGACAAACGUUCGCUGAUAAAAUCAACCGAGAUGGCCAGUCCGAAGCGUGUUUUGAUGGUCGAGAUGGGGCCUUUCUCCGGUUAGUGGGUCGAAGAAAGUAGCGGUCAGGAGUGGUUUACCUUGGUUAAUACUUGUUCGUCGGUAUGAAGACUGCACAAUGGAAUUCAGGCUGUCAAACGUUGAGGAGGGCUGGAUAAUUAUUGUCGGGGAUGCACACGUUCGACUCUGGUGUAUUUUAAGAUAAUGGGGUCCAUGGUCCUCUGGGCUUCUAAAAGGUGCGACGAGAUGAACGACGCCGAGGAUAUGUGGGUCAUCAAGGGAAACGAGUUUUUACGUAACGUCAAGGGAUGCUGGUGUUCGUUUCGAAAACAUAAUGCAAUCGGGAGCAGCCUGCAGUUUGUAAACAGGAAAUUAAGUAUCGAGCGGACGUUUAAUAAAUCGUCAGACGUAUCGCUACCGUUCAUCUUCUUGCAUCCUUUGGUCCGCAAAAAUAACGAUAUCGAAAUAUAUUAUAUAGAGUAGCUGUAUAUACGUAAUAUAUAUGUGGCGCGAUUCACCAAGUGUCCAAGCGGAACGACGAUUCUGUUUGCCCGCGGCCAACCAUGCGUACGCUUUUCCUUCUCCUUUCGUUUCAAAUCUAUUUAUUUCCGUAUUUGCGCGAUCGAUCAGGGAAAGCCAGGAAUAUUACGAGUCAAAGGCAUGGCCGAUGAAAAUAUAAUUACCGGAAAAAGAAGAAUACUCGGAGAAGUAUGGUGAUCGUGGUCUCGUUAAUCUCGUAUUACUGUCAUUACGCUCGUUACGAUCCAGGUUAGAGAAGCAAGGAAAGAAAACGGACGUUAUUAUUAGACUGUGGAUCUUUAUGCAUUCGUGGAGAAUUGACGUGUAUAGAAAUAUAUUCUUAUAAUAUCUAGAUACCAAAGUCCUUAUUUAGAUUUUGGUUUUUCAAUUGCAUUGGUAAAAAUCUGAUUUUUGCCACUUUGAUCGGGAAUUUUCACUUUUAUCCAUUGCUAAAUCCGAAGAAACAAUUCGCAUCGCAGCGAAUGAAGGAAAUCGUCGGACUGUUGGGGCGAUGAAAAUUCUGAUAGAAAGAAACGCAGGGAAAAAGAGAUUGCUUUUACCGAUGUGCUCUGAACGACAUCCUAACUAUACGAAAAGAAGAUCACCGUGGUUUUUGUCGAUGCCCCCCAAUGAGCAAACCGAGCAUCGCUAGAGAGGACAGUCGCGUAAGUUCUCCUGGUACCAGGUUGCCGAAGGAGGUCACCCGGUCACCCAGAUGAGGUUCUUUGCCCGUUGUUACCUCCGCACCUCGGCCAAUGGCGUGGCACCUCAUCGUCGCUGUGGCGAAUCCUGUCGCCAGUUUUCGUGCCGACCGCCAGCCGAUCACCGAUCCGAGACCCGCGCCCGGCUUUGUGCCCAGAUUUAAGCUGCUUCCUUGCUGGGCAGGAUCUCCAGGCCUGUUCGACGCGCGAGUCCUUUUGACAGCUGCUAGUUGGUUGUUGGAGUUUCUGUCCACGAGUUUCCAGCGAUAGUUCAUCGCGAAAAUCGACUCAUCGCCCCUGUACGAAUAUCUGGGAAACAACUGUUGUUGGUGAUGGCCGUCAGGUUCACGAUUCUGGUGCUGUUGACCACCGCCGUCGUCGUGGUGUCUUCCGCUGGACUGCUCGAGACGCUACUUUCCUGGGAUAUUCCAGACGCCGUGGGCAGAUCAACCGCGCCGCAGUCGCAAUGUCUUUGUCAAACUUCCAAUUGUUUGUGUUGCAUCGAUCUAAAUCUGACGACGGCGAUCGGUGGUGGUCUCGUGGUGGACGACUUGGAUGGUCGAGCGUGCAUCAACAUCAAGCAGAAGGAGCAGAAUAUCUCGUUGAACCUCAGCUACGGCGAUAAUCCCGUACACAAUGCUACCAUUAAGAUCGUGGACGCAUCCAACAGGCCAACCUGCAUGAACCUUCUGUCAGAUCUGGCGCAAAUAUGCGCGAAAUUUACGUCGAUUAAGCAGGCGGAAGCUGGUUACGACGGUUGCCUGGUAAUCGAGCCCGCACUGCUGGGCACACCGCAAGCCACUUACCACAUGGGAUGCUUCAAUUUCAAUCAGGUGGUGCGACAGAUCGAAGCCCCUGCCACUAUCGAGACGACGGAAACCACCGAGACUACAGAGGACGAGGAGGAUUCGUUGAACACGGAGGAAUUCAUAGCAGCGGUUUCAGCCAGCGCGGAACAAGGGAUAGCUCUUUUCUCUCAAUGGCUUGGACUUAAUCUGAAUCCAAAACUGAACCUGACCAACAGGAACAAUCAUCAAGAAGCAAGCAGCCAACGUGCCAUCCCAUCCACAACUUCCAGGUCUGCUCGAGUUCAUUGGGAUCAAGAAGAGAAGAACGACGAACGAUUCAAGCAACUGCUCAGUGCGCAAGACAACGUGUUGAAGGGUUCAGCUACGAUUGGCCAAUCGAACGGAGCUGAGACGACGUUCGUUUAUUCGAAACCCUCUGAAUUAUUUUCGUCGGAGAAAAGCUCGAACGAUAGAAGGAUCGAGCAAAUGGAGAUCGAGCCGCAGCACCUGGCCGUGGUGCCGAAGGAGUCGAGAAGAGGCGGAAGGGCAUACAAUAUUCAUCAGCACGUGAACGAGAUCUGAAACGUGUUUGUUCUUCGUUCGACUCGAUCGAUCGAGGAUUAUAAUUAAAACAUAGAGUUUAGGCUAUCUCACACGUAGAUCGUAUUCUCAUGACGAGUUAAGGCAGAGUUAUUAUCGUUGCCUCCUUUCUCUCUCGUAUUUCUUUAUGCCUCUUGCUUGUUUAUUAAUUCCCGAUAAAUUCGACUAACCAACGAACGACUACACACUCUGCCAGAUUAAUCGGUGAUAUCGUUCGUUCAUUUCGAGAAGACUGACCGCUUUCUGAUCAGCUCCGUCUGAAUGAUCUCUCGCGAUUGUGAUCACCUUAUUUCCUCUCUCCGCGAAGUCUCUGUUACUCGAAGUGUCGCUAAUAGUAACUACACGCUGGCGGUUCUGCGAGGAUCGCCGGAUACACCCGGACGAGUUUAGCCGUAUGAAAUAAACGACGAUAAUCCGCAAUUAUCAACGGGAAGAGGUGAAACAAGACCAUAUGUGAAUCUUUUUCGUGAGAAUGCAAUUACGAUCGCUGCAAAUCCGUUUCCAUUAUGCGAACUAUUUAUUUAGUUUGGAUGCCGCAUAGUAAGUAGAAAACAUAAUAAACAGUAAUAUCCUGCAAGUAGUUCGUAUCAUCCAUGCGACAACAUCGAGUUGUAUCUAUACACAUGUAUCGUAAAACAGAUAUACACACGCCAUCGAGCGAUGGAAUUUUUUUUAUAUGUUUCUUUUGUCGUAAAACAGAUAACCGUGCUGCCUAACACGCGUGCACAGUAGAUAGGCAUUUUUGUCGUACGCGCGAGUUCAAUAGAUCAUCGAUUGAUCGAUCGUGGAAAUACUGUCUUCGAUCGAUUGUGCUGGAAUAUUAGCUCGUGUUCGAAUCAAAUAUAGGAUCAGUCAUUCAACAGGGUAGAAAUUACGAACGUACAUUUUUAUAAUCGUUCUCUGUAAUAUCGUUGACACGGAUAAAUUAAUAAAGCCAAAAAGAAACGGUUCGAUACAUUCGUCUCAUUCUGUCUACGUUUGCCCAAGUCGAUCUCGCAGUGAGGAUUUUCAAUUACAGUGACAACAACUUUAUGGCGAUCUGUUAGAUAGACGAAGAAGAAAAAUUAUUCGCCAAGUAUGUAUAUAUAUGUGUGUGUGUGUGUGUGUGUGCGUGGAUUUGAUCUUGAUACAACUACGUAUAUGGAUUCUUAGUUAAAGAAUUUUAACGUAAGUGAAAUUCUUAGUUAAAGAAAGGAAGAGAACGAGAGUGACAGUAUCGAAGAUGAAUUUUUCCACGUUAAUUUCACGAUUUCAGGAAUGUUACGUGCCAUUGCAGCUUUGUGGAUCUCCAUGAAGUGAAUUUUGACGCGGCAAAUGUGAAUUGUCCAGGAAUGAACACAAAGGGAUUUCGAUAACAAAUUACAUCGUUUUUACUACCAUAAUUGAGAAUUAUCGCUAAUUGCUAAGUAUAGUCGUUCGUUAAUUUGCAUAUUUACAUAUGUUUUUAUGAGAAGGAACAUUGCCGAGGCAGGAAACCGCUCGUUGUUUCUGUUUACUCAGUUUUAUCGACCUCGAGCAAUUUAAUUAGAUAAGUAAUAUUUCGCAAUUUGUAAAAGAUUGAAAAUGAACGACGAAGAUUAGAAAUUGAAAUUCAUUGUCGCGUUUGAAGAGUGCCAAUUUAUCUUUUUUCGUUUGUUAUUUCGAACCGUUGUUUAUUACUUUGGAGCUCAAGUUCGUUUGGUCAAAUUUUCCUUUCCAAUUUAUCGUUCUAUCAAAGUGUUAAAUAGUUCGAAUCUUACAUAAGUAAGUUUUUUUGCAUUCGUUCUAAAAUUAUUAACCGCUCCACGGGCAACAAACCAGACUCAGAUUCUCCAACAUAGAUACACAACACAGUCAUGAAAUAUAUUAUCGAGAAAUAACAUCGUCCGACAGGCGAUACCUUCAAGUCCAAUUUAUUGAUCGCUCACGUUGGCUUCGUUACACUUUGAAAAAUCGAUAUAAGAAAUAUAUAAUUAUACUUAUAUCACCGUACAGAUAGGUAUAUGUAUGUGUAUAUAUAUAUAUAUAUUUAUUUUUUUUUCUUUCUCGCUUAUUUUCCCAAUAUCGAUACCUAUAAUAAGAUAAGAGGAAA